UAACAUUCGAGAAUGGGACAUGGAAUGAGGGGACGGCCGCCGCAGCCCCAGCAGUGGCAGCCCAGGGCCGGGCAGCAGCAACCCUCGCCGCCCGCAAUCCCCGGAGAGGCUCGACCGCAAUGAAGCGCGCUGCCCGCAGGCCCGGCCCGUGAGCGGGAGCCCUCCGCGCUCCCUCUCUGCGCGUCCUGCGGCACCAGCGGCAUGGAGAAGGCCACGCGCGCAGGGCGCUGAUCCUUGCGCCCCCGCCCCGCACCCCCGCCCGCCAUGACCGGCUCGGCGGCGGACACUCACCGCUGCCCCCACCCUAAAGGCGCCAAAGGCACCCGGUCCCGGAGCAGCCACGCGCGCCCGGUGAGCCUCGCCACCAGCGGGGGCUCCGAAGAGGAGGACAAAGACGGCGGGGUGCUGUUCCACGUGAACAAGAGCGGCUUUCCCAUGGACAGCCACACCUGGGAACGCAUGUGGAUGCACGUGGCCAAGGUGCACCCGAAGGGCGGAGAGAUGGUGGGGGCCAUCAGGAACGCGGCCUUCCUGGCAAAGCCUUCAAUUCCCCAGGUCCCAAAUUAUAGGCUGUCCAUGACGAUCCCGGACUGGCUCCAGGCGAUCCAGAAUUACAUGAAGACACUACAAUAUAAUCACACAGGGACCCAGUUCUUUGAAAUUAGGAAAAUGAGACCACUGAGCGGGUUAAUGGAAACAGCGAAGGAAAUGACCCGAGAGUCCUUGCCAAUCAAAUGCCUUGAAGCUGUCAUCCUGGGCAUAUACUUAACCAAUGGGCAGCCUUCCAUUGAGCGAUUCCCCAUCAGCUUUAAAACCUACUUCUCAGGAAAUUACUUUCACCAUGUUGUGCUGGGAAUAUACUGCAAUGGCCGCUACGGCUCCCUGGGCAUGAGCCGAAGGGCUGAGCUGAUGGACAAGCCCCUGACCUUUCGGACUCUGAGUGACCUUGUCUUUGACUUUGAAGACUCCUACAAGAAGUACCUGCACACGGUCAAGAAGGUCAAGAUUGGGCUGUACGUCCCCCACGAGCCUCAUAGCUUCCAGCCCAUUGAGUGGAAGCAGCUGGUCCUCAACGUCUCAAAGAUGUUGAGGGCCGACAUAAGGAAGGAGCUGGAGAAGUACGCCAGGGACAUGAGGAUGAAGAUCUUGAAGCCUGCAAGUUCCCACUCUCCGACCCAGGUGAGAAGCCGGGGGAAAUCCCUGUCACCCCGAAGGAGACCAGCAAGUCCCCUGAGGAGGCUCGGCAGGCAAGACAAGUCGCCUGCCCUGCCUGAGAAGAAGGCAGUGGAUCUCAGCACCCUGAAUGAAGUGGGCUAUCAGAUCCGAAUCUAGCCAAGCUCUGGCGGCCAGCAAGAGGGUUUUGUGGUGCUUCACUCUGCACUUUACCCAGCAUCUUCAGGAGGAACUGCAAUUAUUUAUUAAGAACUUGUGAAUUUUAUUUCUAAGGAUUCACCUGGAAAUAGAAUCUGAGUGGAUGGGAACAAUUAGCUUUAAAAAAACUCCCACAGAGGCACCCAUGAAAAGGCUAAAGAAACCCCACCGGGGUUGGACUGUCUCCCUCCCUCACGAUCUCAAGGAUAACAAACAUGAACUGUAGUUUUAUACUUCUCCAUUUACUUUGUUUUGCUGGCUUUGAACAUUAUGCCUCACCAGUAGCGAAUGUCAUGAAGUCCCCUCCCCCACUUUUGGUAUAGUAAGAUCACUCAGUCAGUAUUAGUCUCUUUCAGCAAUAACAGAAGCAAGGAUGGGUGGGUUUUUUUUAAGCAGUUAAUAUUACCUCAGCAUUUUUACAUCAGAUAUGCAAACUUAAUGAAGUUUUGGUUUUUUAUAUUCUAUUUGUAUUGUUUCCCCACUGUUUCCCAUGGGAAUUUCUACACGUUUGGAAUUUCUUCCUGGUGCACACGUGAUGAGAUUUAAGGUAUUAUAUGCAAGUGUUUUACAAAAAAGCACUACAAUUCUUCUGGCAAUACGGGAAACCAUUUUUAGGAUCUUGGAGUUUCUUCUUAAUCUUUCUGAAAGCAUCCACUGGUGGCAAUUUCUGUUCUUACAAAACAAGCACAUUUGGAAGUUAGUCUUGUUCUGUCAUUAGCAUUUGAACUUUGCAGAGUCCAGCAGAAAGCACAAGAGGUCAUGUGCUUAACACAGGCUCAGCAGCGUCGCGAUUACCUCAGACGUAGCACACUCAGAAAGGCAGAGACCAGGAGCGAACCAGCGGGUCUUGAGCACUAGUAACCUUUCUGUUCACACGUCAUCUGACUUUUAAACUCGAGUCAGGCUCUGAUUCUCAAGGACUUGCUCUCAUUAAACACGUGUUCCGAUGUCUUAUAUUAAGGCAUAAUGAGAUACAUGAUUAUUUUCCAGUUCCGUGCUUUCAGGUGUCACACUUCAGAACAUUUAGGAAGUACAAAAUAUGUUAGAGAAACAGAACUUUUUUUAAAAGGGAAGUCUUCUUGUACAAGGCUACAUCUUGUGUGCUCCGUCCACGAGGCUGCACAUCUAGGUUAUGGGACAGCUUCUAAGGUCGUGCACAGUCUGUGUGUUCCAAAUAGCAAGAGCAGAGCUUCUGUUUCAUUUGUUUCUAUCUCAGCAGCCACGCCAACUCGUGAGACCAAAGGACAGACUUAAGUGAAGUGUGCUAGCGCACAGGUGUUAUUUCAAUUCUCCGACUGAGGAUGGAAGUAAUGAAAAAGGAAAGUAACGAAAAAGUGAGGAAACUGCUUUCUGACAGUCUGGAGGUGAUGGGAAAGCAAAAGAGCUUCACCCUUCAGUUGUGUGCGCAAGAGCUCACUUUACUGUAAAAAGCAGCGUUAUUAACGAAAGUACUGUUUUCCUGUCGAAGGAAGCCAUAUGUCUCAUUUAGACUAAAAUACAACUUAAGUUAAAAAUUCUAAACUUAAUCACUUUCCUCAAGUGUAGUACUGUCAGUUAGUUUAAAAUUGUUAGGGUUACAGAUGUGGCUCAGUAGCACAGCUCAUGCUUAGCCCGCGCAAGGUCCUAGGUUCCAUCACCAGCACCAAAGUCACCUUCAUCUGUCUCCACACGCUAUACCCAUGUGUGGCCGCACAGCCGCAUGUACUGAGGUUUUUGAAAUGGCAGUGCAUCAUUUCUCACUCUGAAACAAUACUGACUUAAUCAUGUAUGUUCUUUUUAUCCACCUGAAACUUUAUUAUAUGAAUAUUAGACUACUUAAAACACUGCAGCCAUUCACAGAGCUUGGAGUACCAUUUGCCAAGCAUUACUUAAGGACCACCCCAUCACCGACACAGAAAGUCAACUAGUUGCAUGGCUUCUUGUUUCCUACAAGAAAAAAAGGAUAGGAAUAUAAAGUGGUUGCUGAUAUGCUGACAUAUGAGCCUUAAAAUUGCCAACUGGCCUAAUGAUUUCAUUAGUAACCUAAUUUCCUCCACAUGCCUUGAUUUUUAGAUUUGUGUUCCCAAAUCAAGGGUUAGUCCCAGAAACAUGAAAAUUCAUUUAAAAUGUUCUGAAAAAUUCUAUUUCUACUGCCUAUAGAAUAUUGAUUUCUGUAACUAUAGGGAAGUCACCAAACUCCUAAAUUCUAUUGGCAAUAAUACAAUUAAUAAAAAAACUCCAACAACCCCAAGAUGACCCAACUAAAUAACAAAACCAACAUAUUUCACUUCCCAAAACUGAUUUUAAGAUUGGCUGUAAUUCAAAAGAUAAAAAAAAAAAACAAACACUGAGAUAAUCUGGAAUCUUUUUUUAAAAAAGUAAUUAUGCAAGAGAAAUUUUAUGGUGAAGCCAACACUGGCAAUGUAUGCAAAGUUUAAAUGAAUGACAGAAAUCUUGAUUUGAGACUAAUUGUGCUAAUUUGAGUACACUUCAUUUCAGAAAGUGGUAUUUAGUAUUUUCUAUAUAUACUGAAAUCAUGAACAUUUCACUUUUUCUAUGUCAAUUAUUUCAUAAGGUUUUUAUUAAUUGAUAUUGGUAAACAGAACUUUGGAAAUCUUAAUUCAGUAUUCUUACUAUACCCAAGGCUUUUUGUAAGCUAUAGUUUUAUGUACAAUCUUGUACAGUUUUUUUGACAUACAAUUCAGAAUCUUGUUUAUUCUCUUGGACUUUGUUCUGGCCAAUACGUUUUUUUUAAAUCUUUAAGAAAAACUGUGAUUGUUUUAGUGGGUAUUUUUCUAAGUAAAUGAAAACUUGUAUAAUGGUAUUUUAGAGAGUGCCAGAUAAGUGCAUGCUUCAAGUUAACUCUUUUCCUCAUCACUUGUACGUUUAUACACAGCAUGAGACUUUAAUAAAACCAUCCUGGCAAGCUAAA
Messenger RNA from Chinchilla lanigera (long-tailed chinchilla), 4282 nucleotides. RefSeq names its product vasohibin 2 (gene Vash2). The record is from RefSeq and is a predicted model, not a curated record. Gene Ontology annotation, cellular component: cytoplasm. Gene Ontology annotation, biological process: regulation of angiogenesis. Lineage: Eukaryota; Metazoa; Chordata; Mammalia; Rodentia; Chinchillidae. The transcript has 8 exons. The coding region runs from base 265 to 1332 and encodes 355 amino acids.